UUCUACCCGUUCAAAAUGUUACAGCUUACACAUUUGUUGUUCAUCUUUCUCUUCGGUAACUGUUUAUGUUUUCAAGAUGAUUACUAUUGGCGAGAAUAUACUGAUGGUGAAGUGCCCGUAGAUGCUAUAGUUGGAGGCCAAAAUAGUGAAGGUAUAAACAUUUAUAUUGGACAAGCUUACAUAAAAGAUCGUGGAAUCAUAGUCACUGAAAUUUUUGCUGGAAUACAAGAAGUAUAUGUUCCUAUGUCAGGAGAAGCAGUGAAAACAGCAGAAGUUAUAAAAAUACUUUGUGGUCCUGAACAAAACUUAUAUUGGGCCUCGACAAAUUCUACUAGUGUUCACUCAUUACUUGUUAAUCGAGAUGCUGUAAUUGGUGGACAUGAAUAUGGAAAGAAAGAUUCCGAUGCCCAUGGUAUAUUACACAUUGGAAAAAACAAAGCACAAAAUAAAAUUGGCAAAAUUCCUAUCUUUGAAAAAGAUCCUCAGUUUUACUUUAGUGACAAUCUAAAAGAGAGUACUGCGACCACUUUCGAAAUACUUUUGUACAAGAAAAAUUAAACUAGGUAUAGUACAUCAGCUGAUAACGGCAAAAAAUAACCAAUGGGUGGUAUGAUUAAAAUAUGUAUUACGUGUAUAUGCUCUUACUUAAAUAGGAACUUUUACUCUGUAGUGUUUUGUUUAGUAUAAUCUUUUAAAUAAAGUAAACACUUCAGUACCUA
This is a messenger RNA of Tribolium madens (black flour beetle), 719 nucleotides long. RefSeq lists its product as uncharacterized. Bases 16 to 558 code for a protein of 180 amino acids. Lineage: Eukaryota; Metazoa; Arthropoda; Insecta; Coleoptera; Tenebrionidae. The transcript has 3 exons. The record is from RefSeq and is a predicted model, not a curated record.